Messenger RNA from Cordyceps militaris CM01, 1002 nucleotides. Its product is annotated as ribonucleoprotein. The transcript is spliced from 3 exons. The record is from RefSeq and is a predicted model, not a curated record. Gene Ontology annotation, molecular function: RNA binding. Bases 1 to 1002 code for a protein of 333 amino acids. Lineage: Eukaryota; Fungi; Ascomycota; Sordariomycetes; Hypocreales; Cordycipitaceae.
AUGGAAGCCGUCAACCCACCACAGCAGCAAGAGGACGUUGCCACCUCGAAGCGCAUCUACCUUGGGAACCUUUUGUACUCGGUCAAGCCCGGCACGAUCGAGGAGAUGCUCCACGAGGGUGGUUUCGGCAACUUUGAAAAGAUUCACAUCUCCGUCGAUCCCGUCAGCGGCCGCAACCCAGGCUACUGCUUCGUCGACUUCCCCGACAAGGCCUCGGCCGACCUCGCCCUCGAGACGCUCGACGUCUCCAUCGGCGGCCGUCCGCUCAAGGUCCGCCCCUGCGAGCCUAAGAAGCCGCGCGCCUCGGCCGCCGGCGUGCGCUGGGGCCGCGACGCCCGCGAAGGCGGCAGUGCCGACGCUGAGUCUCCCGCCCCCUCGCCAGCCCGCAACAGCCGCGGUGGCAGUGGCGACAACGGCAGCGGAGGAGGCCAGAGCUUCAACCGCUGGGGUGACUGGAACUCGAGCCGUGACGGGCAGGCGCCGCAGCAGCAGCAACAGCAGCAGCGGGGCGGCGCCGGCGACAGACAGGGUCCUGGCGCGGCGCUCAACCACUUUGACGAGAACAUGCAGGAGGAGGGCCGCAGGCUGUUUGUCGGCGGACUGGGCAAGAUGGUUGAUCAGGAUCACAACCGCACAGAGAUGGAGGCCAUCUUUGCCGAGUUUAAGCCUGCCGCCAUUGGCAAGCGCAUCACCGCCCGCCCCGACGAGAGCCGGCCUGCCAGCGGCAACCGCAACUUUUGCUUUGUCGACUUUGACACGCGCGAGGAGGCCGAGGCCGCGCGCCAGGCCCUCGACGGCAUCGAGCUCAACGGCAACCCCAUCACUGUGCGCACCGCCCGCCGCCAGCGCGAGCAGAUGCAGGGCAGCGGCUACCGCCACGACAUCCAGCGCAACACCAACAGCAGCACCAACAACAGCAGCGCCGAUCCCCCUGCGGUGGGUGCUUCCGACUCGCCGAGCAGGGCAUUUGCAUCGCGUGACUGGCGCCGCCGGGUGGACUGA